UCAGCCAGCAUGAGGCCACUCACUGCCGGCCCCCAGCCCGCCCCACCCCCAGCCAGGCGGAGACGCGGCAGUUCAGGUGCCCGGCCUGUGGGAAGGGCUUCAAAUACAAACACCACCUGAAAGAGCAUGAACGAAUCCACAGCGGCGAGAAGCCCUACGAAUGUGCCACCUGCCAGAAACGCUUCUCCCAUUCCGGCUCCUACAGCUCCCACCUCAGCUCCCGCCGCUGCCUGCCCCCUGCCCCCCUGGCCCCAUGGGAGAGCCGCCCGUGUGCUGCCAGGCUCCGGGGGGGCAGCACUGGGGGCUGUGGGGCCUACGGCAGAGACCUCCGCUCCCCGCACAGCCCUGGCCCAGCCUGGCCCCUUCUGGGCCCCCCUGACCUGAGAAUGGAGGGACCCAGAGAUGCCAAUGUGCCAGGGCCUGGCCCUGACCGGGGCCCCCCCGAACCCCCCACCAUGGAGCAGCCCUUGGACCUGUCUCUGCCCAAGCCAGGCAAGGAGCCAGAGCCCCUCUACCUGCCCACCUCCCUCUGCCCCGUCUUCCCAGCCUUCCUGCCCAGCACCCUCAGCCAUCUCCUCCCGCACGGGGCCCCUUGGCUGCACGGGAACCCGGACCUGCCGGCCCCCCAGUUCCUGCCCUUUUUGUUGUGGCCGUACGGGGCGGAGUCAGAGCCAGCACUGCCCACGGGCCACUGGGAGCAACAUGGGCCUCCGGGAGCUGGCGGGGCCGGGUGGCACCCCCUGCAGGCGGGCAGGGAGCCGGGGGCUGGCCGGAGGCGGUUACGCAGGACCCCCGACGGGCUGUAUCUCUGCGAACUCUGCCCCAAAACCUUCCGGAAGAGCAGCUCCCUCCUGCGGCACCAGUACGAGCACACGGGGAGGCGCCCGCACCGCUGCCCGCUCUGCCCCAAGGCCUUCAAGCACAAGCACCACCUGGCGGAACACGCCCGGCUGCAUUCGGGGGAGCGCCCGUUCCGGUGCGCCCACUGCGCCCGCCGCUUCGCCCACUCCGGCUCCUACUCGCAGCACGUCAACCACCGGCAGGGCUGCUGCCGGGCCCGGGGCGCCCCCGCCCCCCGUGGGGAGACCCCCACCCCCAGCCACACGCCCCAGGGGGAGAGCCCUGCCCCCCAUGGGGAGAGCCCUGCCCCCCACAGGGAGAUCCUGGCCCCCGCCUCCCAUGGGGAGACCCCCACCCUCAGCCACACACCCCAGGGGGAGAGCCCUGCCCCCCGCGGGGAGAUCCUGGCCCCCGCCUCCCAUGGGGAGACCCCCGCCCCCAGCCACACGCCCCAGGGGGAGAGCCCUGCCCCCCAUGGGGAGAGCCCUGCCCCCCACAGGGAGAUCCUGGCCCCCGCCUCCCAUGGGGAGACCCCCACCCUCAGCCACACACCCCAGGGGGAGAGCCCUGCCCCCCGCGGGGAGAUCCUGGCCCCCGCCUCCCAUGGGGAGACCCCUGCCCCCCACAGGGAGAGCCCUGCCCCCCGCAGGGAGAUCCUGGCCCCCGCCUCCCAUGGGGAGACCCCCACCCUCAGCCACACACCCCAGGGGGAGAGCCCUGCCCCCCGCAGGGAGAUCCUGGCCCCCGCCUCCCAUGGGGAGACCCCCGCCCCCAGCCACACGCCCCAGGGGGAGAGCCCUGCCCCCCACAGGGAGAUCCUGGCCCCCGCCUCCCAUGGGGAGACCCCCACCCUCAGCCACACACCCCAGGGGAAGACUCCUGCCCCCCAUGGGGAGACCCCCACCCUCAGCCACGCCCACCACAGGGAGACUCCUGCCCCCCAAGGGGGAAAUCCUGGCUCCCUGUCACCAGGGCGACACCGCAGCCCCCAUCCCUCCCAGGGAGAUCCUGGCCCCCACCCACUGUCACCAGGGUGA
This is a messenger RNA of Gopherus evgoodei (Goodes thornscrub tortoise), 1877 nucleotides long. Its product is annotated as skin secretory protein xP2-like. Gene Ontology annotation, molecular function: DNA-binding transcription factor activity, RNA polymerase II-specific; RNA polymerase II cis-regulatory region sequence-specific DNA binding. The transcript has 5 exons. The coding region runs from base 387 to 1877 and encodes 496 amino acids. Gene Ontology annotation, biological process: anatomical structure development; regulation of transcription by RNA polymerase II. The record is from RefSeq and is a predicted model, not a curated record. Lineage: Eukaryota; Metazoa; Chordata; Testudines; Testudinidae.